CCCUCAGAUGGAUCUGCCAACCGCUAUUAAACUGCACGAAGAAGCGAGAGCGGAGCGGCAGCGAACAUGGCGGAUAACAGGGAGAAAGGUUUACAAGACUACAGAAAGAAAUUACUCGAGCACAAAGAGAUUGAUGGGCGCCUCAAAGAGUUGAGAGAACAGCUGAAGGAGCUCACCAAACAGUAUGAGAAGUCUGAGAAUGAUCUGAAGGCUUUACAGAGUGUGGGACAGAUUGUUGGUGAGGUGCUGAAACAACUGACAGAAGAGAAGUUUAUUGUCAAAGCAACCAAUGGCCCACGAUAUGUUGUUGGAUGUCGUAGACAGCUGGAUAAAACCCAGCUUAAACCAGGCACCAGAGUGGCUCUGGACAUGACAACUCUGACUAUCAUGAGAUAUUUGCCUCGUGAAGUGGACCCUCUCGUGUACAACAUGUCCCAUGAAGAUCCUGGCAGUGUUUCUUACUCUGAGAUCGGUGGAUUGUCAGAGCAGAUCCGUGAACUGAGAGAGGUAAUUGAGCUGCCCCUGACCAAUCCUGAACUUUUCCAGAGGGUGGGCAUAAUCCCUCCUAAAGGCUGCCUCCUCUACGGACCCCCUGGCACUGGAAAGACCCUUCUUGCCAGAGCAGUGGCAAGUCAGCUGGACUGCAAUUACCUUAAGGUUGUGUCCAGUUCCAUUGUUGAUAAGUACAUUGGUGAAAGUGCCAGACUCAUCCGAGAGAUGUUCAACUAUGCCAGAGACCACCAGCCCUGCAUUAUCUUCAUGGAUGAGAUUGAUGCCAUUGGUGGACGUCGGUUUUCUGAAGGAACAUCUGCAGAUAGAGAGAUCCAGAGGACACUGAUGGAGCUGCUGAAUCAGAUGGAUGGAUUCGACACUCUGCAUCGUGUCAAGAUGAUCAUGGCCACCAACCGGCCAGACACCUUGGACCCUGCACUCCUGCGUCCCGGCCGACUGGACAGAAAGAUCCACAUUGAGUUGCCCAAUGAACAGGCUCGACUGGACAUUCUGAAGAUCCACUCUGGGCCCAUCACCAAACAUGGUGAUAUAGAUUAUGAAGCCAUCGUCAAGCUCUCUGACGGUUUCAAUGGAGCUGAUUUGAGGAAUGUGUGCACUGAGGCUGGUAUGUUUGCCAUCCGGACCGAUCAUGAGUAUGUGACUCAGGAGGAUUUCAUGAAGGCUGUGAGGAAGGUGGCAGAUUCUAAAAAGUUGGAGUCCAAGCUGGAUUACAAGCCUAUAUAAAACCACAUUUUUGUGCAAAAUUUAAAUGUGAGGUUGUUUCACUAAAUGGUAUUUUGCCAAUGGAGACCAUAACUUUUUUUUAAGUUGCUGAAAUAGUUGUCAACAUUAGAAAGUAUUAUUGUUAUAUUUCUAAUGUUAUAUUACCAUCAAGUGACUUGUUUGACAUAUUCAUGCAUUGUGUAGCCCCAGUUUGAUUAAACCUUUACCUGUUGGCCUCUUAAA
Messenger RNA from Myxocyprinus asiaticus (Chinese sucker), 1458 nucleotides. RefSeq names its product 26S proteasome regulatory subunit 10B. Gene Ontology annotation, cellular component: cytosolic proteasome complex; proteasome regulatory particle, base subcomplex. Gene Ontology annotation, molecular function: ATP hydrolysis activity; ATP binding; proteasome-activating activity. The coding region runs from base 67 to 1236 and encodes 389 amino acids. The transcript has 14 exons. Lineage: Eukaryota; Metazoa; Chordata; Actinopteri; Cypriniformes; Catostomidae. Gene Ontology annotation, biological process: positive regulation of RNA polymerase II transcription preinitiation complex assembly. The record is from RefSeq and is a predicted model, not a curated record.